UCCUUAAUGUGGGGGAAAGGAAAAAUGAUGAUUGAGAGGAAUAUGUUAACCUACUUGUGACAUCUGCAGAAAGGGACCUUAAAGGUGCAAUAAUAUACUCUAAACACAACCGGUUUGUUAGCCAGUGCCUUUUUGUCAAGCUAAAGUACCACUAUUGUGGUAAGUUUAUUUAGAAAAAUGCCAGCAUCUGUUUAUUGGGUUAAAAGACUUCUUGCAACUCUUAUCUAAAAUACUCAAAACAUUUGUUACUUAUACACUGUAUUUACUGCACCUGCUCAGGACAUGCAGGUCUUUCUGAGAUUUUGACUUUCCAUCUAUUAACACUGCACUGUUUUGAACCCCUCUGCCUUGGUUAGAGAGUAACCCCCAAGGGAGAAGCAGCAGCCAUGAACACUCAACAGAUGGAGCAGAUGGGCCAGUUCAAGAUCACAGUGUGGGAGGAGGAGAACUUCCAGGGAAAGCGCUGUGAGUUCAUGCUGGAGUGCCAGAACAUCAUGGAGAGGGGCUUCAACAAGAUCCGUUCCAUCAAGGUUGAGAAUGGACCCUGGGUGGGUUAUGAGUACCCUGAGUUCCAGGGACAGCAGUUUAUCCUGGAGAAGGGAGACUACCCUCGCUACGAGGCCUGGAGUGGAAACAGCAGCUACAGAACCGAGCACCUGCUUUCCUUCAGACCCAUCAAGUGUGCUAACCACAGUGACAGCAAGGUGACUCUGUACGAGUGUGAGGACUUCCAGGGCCGUAAGUUCGAGAUGUGCGACGACUACCCCUCCCUACAGGCCAUGGGCUGGUGCAGCAAGGAGGUGCCCUCCAUCAAAGUCAACUCAGGAGCCUGGGUGGCCUACCAGUUCCCUGGUUACCGUGGCUACCAGUACAUCCUGGAGAGAGACAGACACCAAGGCGAGUACAGAAACUACAACGAGUACAGCACCCAGGCUCACACCAACCAGGUGCAGUCCAUUCGUAGGAUCCAGCACUAAGCCUUCAUUCUACCUGCCUGACUCAACCUGAAAAGAAAAAAAAAAACUCUCCCUGAACCCCCGGACAGACCGCUGUCACAGAACAGUAGACGGACAAACUCUUUCUAUCACUCUGUGGCUCUGCAUGUAUGGAUAUCUAAGUACUUUCUUCUUCUACCAUGCUAAAGCAUGUUCUUGAUAUAGGAAAUAAAGGCUUUUCUUCAAAACUA
This is a messenger RNA of Scatophagus argus, 1186 nucleotides long. It is a transcript of the gene cryba2b, whose product is annotated as crystallin, beta A2b. Gene Ontology annotation, biological process: lens development in camera-type eye; visual perception. NCBI's taxonomy places the organism in Eukaryota, Metazoa, Chordata, Actinopteri, Scatophagidae. Bases 387 to 977 code for a protein of 196 amino acids. The transcript is spliced from 4 exons. The record is from RefSeq and is a predicted model, not a curated record. Gene Ontology annotation, molecular function: structural constituent of eye lens.